CAAACCGAUGGCUGCCAUGUACCGUUAGUCCUCAUUGAAACGCGCAAGCAGGCGGUUGUGUCCUCGUCCCACUGCCAUCGCAUUAAAUGUGCUAAGUUUGAUUUUCAAGAUUCCUCUUCAAAGGCAAUUAAUAUCGUAAUUAAUUAAAACCAACUCAAGCCAAAUAUAAUACUAUCUGCCCAUAAAAAAGUGAAAGUUCGGAAAAAGUAAAGACUUUGAUCGGUAAUAUCGCGGUUCGUUUUAUUCGCACCGGGUUCGCAUUGUGACUUCCGCGCUCCCGACUAUAUCGUUAUUUAGGGGCUCCAACUAGGUUCUCUCACCCCCAAAAACUAAACCCAUUCUCUCUCGCGAAAAAGCGUCGAAACGCACAUUGCUGGCCACGAUUUUAGAGCCGCUAACGAAAACAAAAUUAACCGGCACACGUCGGGCAUUCCAAUUUGUGAUUAACCGCAAGAAAGACAAAGAUUUUUAAUUAAAUUAAGAGCGAAUGGGAAAUGCGAGUCACCGCAGAAGCAAAUGUAAACAAUCAGAACGGAAAUUAAAUAUUUAAGUAUUCGUUCGUGGGAAAUUGUGUCGAAUUUUAAAGUAGGACGACAACAGGACCUCUGUGCAUACUAAAGUGACGUAUCCGCAUCGUGUGUGUUUUGUGUGGGUAUAAGUGCGGGUCCUCCUCGCCGCUCAAGUGUUUCCAGCAUAAACCUACAUUAAGUAGUGUGUGAGCUUAGCCGAAAUAGCCAUAAAUAAAGCCCGGCUAACAAAUAAGCAAGCAAACAACUAAGAAAACUAACAAACAAACUGUGAGGUCAAAGUGCUAGGUCAGGCUAAAAGACCAAAAAAGUGACAGAAUUGUUUCGAGUUCCGAGUUCCGAAAUACACCCUGGUAUUCAGAAAGGGCACAAGCACUAGUCGCCGUCAUUGUCGCAUCUAUAGCAAUUAAAACGGACGUCGCCCAAAGCAAAUAGCCAACAGCUAUAAAUUUGCAACGCCCCAGGAAAAUGCAUUGCAGCAAAACAAGCAAUUAAAGCAGAGCAGCCCCCCCAACAAACCACGAUUCGAAGGAACCGAGCCCCCGUUUGUAUCCUGCCUGCUGUGCUAAAAACCUAUUUUGAAUAAUUAAAAUUCCGUAAGUGCUGCAGCAGUCGUCGAAGACGUCGAGGAAGGAGAAAGAACCGGGAGCGGCUCCACUUUCUCGCAACACAAUCUGCGGCCAGCAAAUUCGUGUGCAGCAAUGAAAUAAUUAAUUCAAUGCACCUGACUAAGCCGGCCACCACUAGAAGUAGCAGCAACAACAGAAGUAGCAGAAGCAACAGCAGCACCAGCAACAUUGCUUAUAAAUUCAAGUGCUCCACCAGCAACAACAGCAACACCACCAAAAUGGCUACAGAGGGAAGGACAAUUAGCCAUCCAAGACAUAUCCAGGAUCGGAAAAACCUGAGGAGCCUCCACACCAGUCUACUCCUGGCCAUCUCAAUGGUGUCCCUGCUUUUUGAAAGCGCAUCUGCCCAGAGCAUGUUGUCCAAAAAUGAGCCCAUGUUCAUAUCACGUUCGGAGACAUUCAAAUUCAUCACCGGCGAGACAAUAGUGCUGCCCUGCGAGGUGGCCAACACGGAUGCAUAUGUUGUGGCCUGGAAGCGUGGCAUCGCCAUAUUAACGGCCGGAUCCGUGAAAGUAACACCCGAUCCUCGAGUUCGCCUGGUCAACGGAUUCAAUCUCCAGAUACGCGACGCCCAGCCCACAGAUGCCGGAGAUUAUAUCUGCCAGAUUGCCACCAUGGAUCCGAGGGAAAUCACCCACACGGUAGAGAUACUGGUGCCACCGAGGAUUCAUCACAUUAGCACCGGCGGACAUUUGCAAGUCAAAAAGGGCUCGUCGGUGCGCAUCGAAUGCUCGGCCACUGGCAAUCCGAUGCCGAAUGUGACUUGGAGCCGCAAAAAUAAUAUUUUGCCCAACGGCGAGGAGAAGCUACACUCGCACGUCCUCUCCAUUGAGAACGUGGAUCGGCACAAGGGCGGUGUAUACAUCUGCACUGCAAACAAUCGAGUCGGUCAACCCGCUUCCAGCCAGGUUGUCCUGCAUGUCCUGUUCUCACCGGAAAUCUCCGUGGAGCGACCUGUGGUCUUUUCCGGCGAAGGGCACGAGGCCACGCUGGUCUGCAUCGUCCACGGCGAAACUCAGCCUGAGGUAAUUUGGUUCAAAGACACCAUGCAAUUGGAUACCACGGAGAGGCACAUCAUGGAGACGCGCGGUUCAAGGCACACGCUGAUUAUACGCAAAGUGCAUCCGCAGGACUUUGGCAACUAUUCCUGUGUGGCCGAGAACCAGCUCGGCAAGGCACGCAAGACCCUGCAGUUGAGCGGAAAACCGAACGUUGCCGUUUUUAAUUCACCGCCAAUCAGUCAAUACAAGGACAGAUACAACAUCUCCUGGGCCGUCGACUCGCACUCUCCCAUCGAAGAGUAUAAGUUGUCCUUCCGCAAGCUGCCACAAGGACACGAGGUCGUUGGCAACUCCAUUGACUCCCCAUCCUCUUCGUCCACCUCGAUGUCCUCCUCGCAGAUGUACGGCUCCGGACUGCACUCGCACCGGAUGGGCAGCAACUUGGGCGGUGGCAUCUCUGGCAGUUACUCCGGCUACGGUAACAUGAUGCACUGGGGCCACAACGAUUGGCGCAACGUUGUCCUGCCGGCCAUCCCUCUGUCCCACCACUACGCCCAGGGCAUGAGCUACAUGAUACGCGGCCUGGAUCCCGAUCAGCACUACGAGGCCACCGUGCAGUCCAGGAAUCGAUACGGCUGGAGCGAUUUGACCAACAGCUUCGUCUUCUCCACAUCAUCUAAUGAUGGACCUGUCGAUCUGUCAACAUAUUUGAAUCACGGUCUGUCAGAUAACGAGAUGCGGGAUCUGAGUGUGACUUUCUACGGAAGCAGCGCCAUCAAUCGACAGAAAUUGAACCUCUUCGCCCUCAGUUCGGCCACCUUGACUCUGAGUUUGCUCCUGGCCUAAUUGCAGUCUUCAGUUGCCUGAGUUACGAAUUUCACCGCCAAUAGCAGUAACGUGAAUCGAUUCUGAGUUUUCGAUUUUAUUCGAGGUCGAUGUCUACAUACACACUUUAGUCGUAAAUGGUAGCCUAAGAGAUAUAUAUAUACAUAUAUAUGCCUAAGCGUAUUUAUAACAUUCCUGCUACGAUUUCUCAUUGUUCGAUUCAAAUUUCUCAACCAAGCAAAGAGUUUAAUGAAUUAUUCACAAGAAAACAAAAAGAUGAUAAGAAAAUGAUAAGAACCAUUAUACAUGUAACAAUCAAUGUAAAAGAGCAUGCAACUGUUCAAACUACAUAGGACCCAUAAAAUUUUGCUAAAUCGCAAAACUUCAAACUACUCACUCACAUUCGCAGACCAUUCCAGCACUCAUACCAGUGUACAUAGAUUUUAUUGCAUACUUUUAGGUAUAAACUGCACCAAAGAAAUAGUCACUCGACGGCGAAGAAAACAAAAUACACUUACAUAUGGUAUAUAUCUUAAAAUAUAUAUAUAUAGUACAUAUUUGGUGGAAGUUGAAAGUUAAUUGCCACUAGUGGGCCGUGGAUCAUGUAACGCGGUUCGUUUUGUCACAAUGAACCGAUAAUUUGUAGUUGUAUGCGAAUAGUUAAUUUAAUUAAUACAUAAAUGCAUAUGAGCUAAUUACCGGAUACGCCAUCACAGCACCGCGCCACACUAACGCGUUUUAGUCAAAUUUCUGAUUAAUGGGUAACAUGCAGAAACUAAUCGUUAAACUUUAACUAAUUUGCAUCAUCCGAGUACGAGUCCGAGGCCAAGCAAAACACGUAAAACUCAUUCGAUGGCUCUGUGAAGACAGACAUCAGACAUUUUUCCCAGCUUUUUGCCAAUUUGUAUGUAUGUAGCUGCUAAGUAGCUUAAUUGACCGCAAAAAUGCAAUUAAAUUAGUCAACAAACGUAUUGAUUUUGUAUGUAAAUUAAUGUAUUGCCACCGGAGCCAAGCCAGGAGGCAGGCAGAGGCAGACCGAGUAGCAAAUAGUAACUUCCACAUCAUGGUUAUUCGAUUACAAUUAGCAGUAAGUGUAAAUAAAUAUGGGGAUUGUGAGCGAUGGGAUGAGAAGUGCAGAUGGAGGCUUAGGAAGGAUCGGAUGGCCAGGAAUCCAAUCGAAAGGGCGUCACCACUGGCGAGUAGAAUAGUAAAUGGUAAACUUAAUUAAUAUCCAAGGAUACCCAAACACAGAAUGAUGCCCCAAAAUCCACUCGAGGAGUGGUUAACUCUCUCGAACACUGAACAGGGUGUGGCCAAGGUUGUUUUUAUGUAAAUAUAUCGCACCGCAAACAUUUUUGGAAUCUCAUGAUAAAUGUACUUACCAGUUCGAUAAUCGUAUUGUUGCUUCUGAACGCAAAACGGCACUCUUCGUAUUUGGUUACCCGGCACCCUGUAAUAUCUGAUUUUUUUAGCAAAACUAAAAACAAAAACCGAAACCAAAGCCAACGGAAAAUGCACUUUAGAGAAUAGUCAAUAAGCGUAAUAUUGUAAUGAGAUUUAUUGAAAAGGAAGCCUACGUAAUAAAUGUAUAUGAAAUUAAAUUGAUUUCUAAAAUAAACUCAGCCAUAUACCAGAUACACAUUCAGCUUUUAUAGGAUCUAAUAAAUGUGAGAAAAGCGGUCGGAAAAGAACCGGACCGAACCGGAAAUUAGCAUAGAAUUAUACAUAUGUAUGUGUAAUUAAUAAAACUGUCGAUCUAUUGGCCACAAAAAAGCGUUACGUGAAUUACCGCAAAUUAAAGAUUUAUGUUCAAGGUUAUGUAAAUGGAUGUACGCCAUAGUAAACAAACGAUAUGAUAAACACCACAAAAGAUAAUGUUACCGACUUUCCUUCCCUCUAGUCCCCGCAAAGUUGCUUUGGUCCAGCGACUGGAGCCCAUCGAUAAGUUAGCUAAAUCUAAAGGAUAUCGGUACUCUAAAUAUAUACGUGUAUGUACACCUGAAUACAUAGAGAAUGAGCCGUUACUUGUGUGUGUAAUUUACAGCUUAGUUAUAGUCUAUAAUUUACAGUUAUUUAAUUCGUUCGAUUUUAGUGCAAAAAAUACGAAAAUCGAGGGACGCACAGGACACUGCAGACGGUGUUGUGUGUACAAUUCUACUUUAAAGUAAUAUACUAAUACUAACCUACAACAGAACAUUUUCGGUAUUGAAUGUAUAUGUGACUAGAAACGUAUGUGUAUGUAUAUUUGAUUAUUUUGUAAAAUUUUUCAAAAACUAUAAAUAAAGUCUAUAUUACCAUAUAAAUGUAAA
Drosophila ananassae is the source of this 5291-nucleotide messenger RNA. RefSeq names its product hemicentin-1. Bases 1246 to 3003 code for a protein of 585 amino acids. The transcript has 13 exons. Gene Ontology annotation, cellular component: neuronal cell body; axon; plasma membrane. The record is from RefSeq and is a predicted model, not a curated record. Gene Ontology annotation, molecular function: axon guidance receptor activity; protein binding. NCBI's taxonomy places the organism in Eukaryota, Metazoa, Arthropoda, Insecta, Diptera, Drosophilidae. Gene Ontology annotation, biological process: synapse organization; homophilic cell-cell adhesion.